AUGGAAGCGUCCUACUCAUCCGAGUCCUCGGAUUGGGUCCAUGCUGAAGCAACAACAUCCCAGCAAUGGAACCCCGGCUCCGAAUACCCAGAUAAUAAUACCACGGAUCGCAAUCAGGCAAAUGGCCCGGACCCAGACUACUCAGCUCUAUUAUCCUACCCCGAAGAAACAGAUUACUAUGCCCUCCUGGGAUUAUCCCGGACACCGCCGCCCAGCGACGCAGAGAUCCGCUCCGCGUACAGGAAUCUGACGCUGAGUUUCCACCCGGACAAACAGCCCGGCGAGUGGCAGGAGAUCGCGAGACGGCAUUUCGAGCGCAUCCGCGAGGCGUACGACACGCUGAUUGAUCAUCGCAAGAGGACCGUGUAUGACCUCCUGGGCGCCGAGGGCGUCCGGGCGGAAUGGGGCCCCGGCGGGAGUAUGGGGAUGGGCGGGGAGGCGGAGCGGGAACGCAGACUGGGUGUCAAGGCUAAGUCGCCCGAGGAGUUCCGGAGGUGGUUUUUGGACGCGAUGAAGCGCAGGGAGAGGAAGGCCAUUAAUUCCAUGGUGCAGAGUCGGUUUAAUGUGGGGUAUUCCUUUAAGGCGCCUUUGCCCACACCGAGGAAGCUGUUGGGGAAGUUGGAGAGGGAUGAGCCUGUGGAGGAGGGUGCUGAGCAACAGGGGCCGGAGGAUGAGGCCGGUGAUGAGCCGGAAAUGGUCAUUAAUGCUGGAAUUUCGGGUGAGAUGCGCCACCUGACUCAGAAACUUUCAAUCGAGCAUCUGGAUGGAACUACGGAAAUACGUAAGGUUCCGUUGCCGCCCAUUAUAGCCUCGCAGGAGAUCACGCUUGGAGCCACUGUUAAUCAUGUGUUUGGUGAUGUUGCAAGCCAGAAGGGGAUCCUUAGCAAGCGGCCGUUCUCGUUCCUCAGAUAUUCUGCUGUCUCUGUUGGUGCCAUGGUCUUGCCUGUUCCGUCAGUGCAGGCGAACAUGGUGAAGGCUUUUACGCCUGUUGCCGGGACGAAUCCUUUUAACGUCAACUUCAGCAGCACGUUCUACAAGUCGCCUGUGAAAUGCCCGCCAGCAAUGGCCGUUCAGGUCAUGAAAGAGGUGGGUGAAAGGAAGCACGCUUUCUUUAGAUGGCAAAGCGGUACUAUCAGCUGGCCAGGCGCCGUAGAGCGCUUGCUUAGCCCCUUUCUUGACAUAGGUCUGGAUGUCGACUCUGCGUUCACCAUUCCCAAACAGACUAGCCAGUUCCAGGUUGGUUUGCUAGCUCUCCCAAAAUCUCAAAAGCAGGCUGCUUUUAUGGAUGACUAUGAUGAAGAAUCGGAGGACGGGGAAGAGGAGAGCGAGUACCAGCAGCUUCGGUCCAAGCAGCGCGCGGAAGACAAGGUGGGUGAAGCGUGGCAAAUAGGCUUUUCUGUUUCUCCUGAAGCAAGUGGCUUACAGCUGAGCUAUGGACGUAAUCUCUUUUCUGGAACGGCCGCCAAUGACCCCUUGCGCUCUGAAUGGAGUUCUGAAGGUCAUUAUGCUUUGCCACCGGCAAAUGAACCACGCUCCGUGCGGGUUGAAGUGACCAGUACUGUCAACAUGGAUUUGUCGCUAUCAUGGAAAGUUGAAGGGUCGCGGCAGGUUGGUGAACUGACUCGCAUGGGACUCGGUAUUGGAGUUGAAGGCCCCCAUGGUCUUGUCAUGACGGUCUUGUGGAGUAGACUUGGCCAAAGAAUCAAACUUCCUAUCGCCGUCUGUCCCAUUGACGUGGUUAAUGCGGACGCUGCCGCGCUUGCUGUCAUAUUUCCAUGGCUGGCAUACUGUGCGUGGGAAUUUGGGUUCAUCCGGCCAAGAGAAAGGAAGAACCGUCGACGUGUGAUAGCUCGACGACAGAAGGAGCUGAAGAAAUUGGUGCCAAUAAAGAGAGCAGAAAGCCUGCAGGCGACUGAAAUCAUGACUGAGCAGGUACGGCGGAGACAAGCGAAGGAGGAGAGACAGGACGGUCUAGUCAUUACCAAGGCUGAGUAUGGCCAUUUUCCUUCAAAGAAAAAGGGCAACGACACUGGCAAGGAAUAUGAGGUGGUAGAUGUCACCAUCCCCGUGGCCGGUUUGGUGGACCGUAGCCAGCUGGUGAUUCCCAAGAACAUGGUCAAGACUUAUUAUUCUGUGUUCUUGGAGUCUGAACUGUCAUAAACCACUACUAGUAUACAUACUAAUUGGAAUACUUAAACAGUGGAAUGUAGUUUGUCUUCAGGAGAUGAAGGUGCGGUGAGUUGUUGGGAUUUCCAGUGAAGUAGGGGAGGCAUCCGAUAGGUAACGGACUUUGGUGUCUGCCUGUCAUGUCAACAAUCCCACUGAAGUCCCGCCAUUUGUUUGCCGGUGUUACUCUCUCAGAUUCCCUUAACACCCGUCAUAUAUUCCCUGAACGUGUUUAUCCAUCUUUGCGAUCUUUUCACUUUACACCUCCAUUCUGUCACAUCCUUUCACACCCUUAACCGCGUAACCACACCUCCUUCCCCAACUAACCCUACAUAAACAUGACUGCAAGCCGUGAUGACAGUGCCAAAGAUGGCAGCCCUUUUGCUGCGAUCAAUACGCCAGUUACUUUUGCCAAUGCCAAAUACCGAUCUACUGGCCCGGCGCUGCAGCUAGAAGAGCAUACUGCAACUGCGGCUGUGACUCCCACUACUCCUACUUCUACUGCUUUCACUGCUUCUACUAGACCUG
Molecule: messenger RNA, 2694 nt
Organism: Aspergillus pseudonomiae
Lineage: Eukaryota; Fungi; Ascomycota; Eurotiomycetes; Eurotiales; Aspergillaceae
Product: J domain-containing protein
Exons: 4
Coding region: 1-2160 (719 amino acids)
Biological process (GO): cristae formation
Source: RefSeq, a predicted model, not a curated record